AGUAAAUUGGAGUUAUCGUACUUCACAGAUUACACUUUAACACUAAAGACUUCCAACAAUUUAUUUAGUAUUUAGUCUAUUCUUAUGUUCGUCAAAGUAAAAUGAAUGGCCAAAUAUUAGGCAAAUAAAAAUUAACAUAACACACAAAUGGGUUAUUCAAAACUUAUAUAUGUAAUUCUAACUAAAAGAUACUUUUAAAUUUCAUGAAAUAUACCUCUCAUCUAAACAAGUAAAGGUCGACGACGUCGUCGUAUUGUCUUAGUCUUAGUCUUAGUCCUAGAGCACCGAUAUAAAUUUAUUAUAAAAUAAAUCACCAAUUUUUAACUAAUUUAGUUUAAGUUGGAUGAAAAUUGUCAAUAGUAUAGGCUUAAGUUUUUGUCAAAUGAUGCAGAGAUUACCCCCACUUCCCUCAAUACAAGAAAUAAUUCGCAUUUAUGGCCUUAGUGCUAGAAAGAAAUUGUCACAGAACUUUUUACUUGAUCUAAAUUUAACAAAAAAGAUAGUGAAAUCUGCUGGAAUAUUGGAUGGUUGCAUCGUCAUAGAAGUUGGACCAGGUCCUGGAGGGAUAACUAGGCCCCUACUCAAUUCUAAUGCCAACAAAAUUAUUGUUAUUGAAAAGGAUAGCAGAUUUUUACCAAGCUUACAGGUGACUUAUUGAUUAAAUGAUUUGCAUGUAAUCAUAAUCAAGUUAAUAAAUAGUUAAUGUUAGUAUGUUAGGAUUGCUACACCUGAGGCUAAAGACUAAAGAAAUAAAAUAUAUAUCUAGGGUCAUAAUUAUCUUUAUCUUAUUAUGAAUAGCUUCAUAUUCUAAUGCAAAGGCUUUUGAAAGGCAUUCUGACUGUAUGAAUUGACUGUAUGCAUCAUAAACCACUGGUACUAAUGAAAAAUGUAGGGCUGUGCAGAGGAUUUUUGGGCCCAUGGAAAUCCAAACUUUAGGCCCCACAAUUUAAAAGGAUCGAUUUCAGCCCAAGCGGGCUGGUCCCUGAGUGAUUUACUUGAACUGCCUUGGCCUCUUUAUGGCCCUGGGAUAGCCUAACCAACAACCCACAAACAUGUUAUUUGAAAAGCAUUUUUAUAGCCUAAUACCAAUAACUAAUCAUAAGUAGAUGAUCACAGAUAAUCUUUUAAUAUCUUUACUUAAGGCUUAGGCUUAAUAAACGCCACAAUGAAAGUAUAAACAGUAAUCUUCCUGGAAAAUAAUUUAAAGCACAAGUUUCAAUGGAUCAAAUUAUUUAUUUUUAAACAUCAGUAGUAUAUGAGAAAAAGGACACACUUGCUGUAAACUAAUUACUGUUUAAUAAUUAGUUUUUAAUAUCUAAAAAUUUUAAAGUUUUUUUUACUCAAGUUAGUCUUAAAUUUGAACUUGUUUAAGACAAAUCAAACAAAUUUUUAAUUUAAUAAUGAAAAUGUAAUUUAAUCAUUUAUGCUUUAGUUCCAAUCUAAUUAAUUUUAUUGUGUUUAUGAUUAAUAAUAUUGUUCUUUUGAAUCAUAUGAAUUGUGUGGAUUAGCUUAUUUUGUAAUAAAUAUUACUUUUCUGAAAUAUACUUGGGACUCAAUGUACCGGUAAUCCGGUCUUUUUGGAAUUCAGAGAUAUGAGCAGCUUGUACAUAAAGCAACAUUAUAAUGAAAAGGAGUAACUCUUUCUUUUUUUUUUUUACACCUCUAUAUAUGGUAUAAAAUGGUUGUCUGCUACUACAAUGUAGAUGUUCUUAUGAUGUUCCUAGUAACUCGUCACCAGUGUAUAUUUAAUAAACUGGUAUUAAUUUAAUCAUUUUUAUCUUUGCAUUACCUGUAUCACAAAAUUUAGAUAUUGGCUGAGGCUAGCAAACAAAGGCUUGAAGCUAUUCAUGGAGAUAUUCUUUCCACCAACUUAAGCAGUCUGAUACCCUCUGCCUGCCAGACACAGUGGGACAGCUCACCUCCACUGGUUCACAUUAUUGGCAACCUCCCUUUCAGUGUCUCAACGCCUUUGAUUAUACAGUGGCUUCACAGCAUAUCUACCAGGUCAUCGGCAUGGUCAUUGGGGCGAAUCCCUUUGACUUUAACAUUUCAAAAGGAAGUAAGUACCUGAAAUAUUUUCUUUUUUUUAUUGGUCUUUGAUAAAUUUUUAUCUAGUCAAAUUUAAAAAAAAAUUCAUGUAGUAUUAUUUAAUACUUGCAAGCAAAGCCAAUAAAAUAUUUUUCACUAACUUACAUUUCCUGAUGCUAUCUUAAAUAUUAUGAACAGUGUAAAGAAAUUGUUUAUUCUACACCAUGCUUGCUAUUUCAGGUGGCAGAGAGAAUUGUGGCUCCUCCCAAAUCAGAAUACAGAUGUCGAUUGUCUGUAAUGUGCCAAUACUUAUGUGAUGUCAAAUUAAAAUUUUCCAUACCUGGUAAGUUCCUUAGAAAAGAGACGUCAUAAAUGUCAAAUCUUUAAGGAUAUUUAUCUUUACAUCAUUUAUCUGUUAUGUAGUUGAUCUGUUUAUUUUAACAUCAUUUAUCUGUUAUGUAGUUGAUCUGUUUAUUGUGAAAUCAUUUAUCUGUUAUUUAGUCGAUCUGUUUAUUUUAACAUCAUUUAUCUGUUAUGUAGUCGAUCUGUUUAUUUUAACAUCAUUUAUCUGUUAAGUAGUCGAUCUGUUUAUUGUUGCAUCAUAUAAUUCAUGAAAUGAUACUAUUUCAGGCAGAGCUUUUGUACCUCCGCCAAAAGUGGAUGUUGGUGUCGUCCAUUUUGUGCCGAAGAUCAAACCAUUGAUCAAUCAACCAUUCAAAGUUGUUGAAAAGGUUAACCGUCAUCUCUUCCAUUUACCAAACAAAUAUUGUUCAAAAGCUGUGAGGUAAUCAUUAAUUCUUAGAAUCCUCUGAAAGCAUACAAGGUCUGUCUUUAACUCAUUCCUGACGUUUUCGACUAAAUGUGUCUUUUACGGGUUUUGACGGAUGCGUCCAAAUGCGUCCCGGCGCAUAGUGACACACCUCUCUCAUAUCUAUUUAAAAAUAGCAAUGAAAUCUCGCAUCCCUCGAGACUUCCGCCGUUGGCGUGGUUCAGCGUGAUUUUAAUUUAAAAACCGGAAGUUUUUAUCUUGUUUCACUUUAAAACUACGUGUGCUAUAGUACGGCGCAUCUAUAUGUAGCAUGUGUUCGUCCGAGGUGCCGAAAAUUGAUUUUUUGGUAAUUGUUCGUUAUUUUUUCCGCGCUAAUGUUAUAUUUAUAUUAAACCUUAUUCAUUUUUAGGUGCAUUUGUUCUUAAUUCAUUAACAUUAAAUAAUAUUUAGUAGCUGAAAUACAUAUUUAAAAAAUGAAAACAAUUUCAAAACGGGGUUACUUCCCUUUCUCAGGCAAAUAAAUUAAAUACGGAAGUAGCAUUGCAGGAGGGAAUGAGUUAAACAUAUGGCUCAAAAAUAACUUUUAGUGCACCAAAUCAUAUGUCGAUUAAUACCUUAAGCAUGAAAACACUUUUUGAAACAAAAUAUACAUUUUUUUUUUCAGAACCUCAUCUGGCUUUAAGUAGAUAAAAGGUGUCACAUAUACAUGUUGAAAACAUUGAGAGUUAUGGUUCUUUAUUUCAGUUCAAAUUUAAGGUUCUACUUCCAUUUUAGACUUAAAUAUUUGCAGGAUAUUUUCAGUAACUGCAUCAUAUAAUUUUUUAUUUAAAACUACUACAGUAUAACUCUGUUAUGUCGACGGCCUUGGGUUUGCCUAAUAGCGUCGAGAUAAACAAAAACCAAUAUGGUGGCAAAACAGUAACAUGUGCUUGAAAUUUCUAUAUCUACACGAUGCACGUUUAUAAAUGAGCUGUACAUGGGUUACCGCGAUGUGUUUGAUGAAGCUAUCGGCAUGCUAUAAAAAUGUACAUACAUGUUUGCUAACAACACAAGGCAUAUGUGGGGUGUCACUUUUCUGGAUUAUCCCAGAAUUCCAGAUUCGUGAGGCUAAAUAUUUUUCAGCUCCGGAUUAGCGAGUUUUUAUUAUCUCUCGGUCCGGAUUCGCCAUUUAUUAUAUUCAAAUACGGAUUUUGGGUUUUUAAAAAAAAAAUAAACCUGUAAGAACGCGUGAAAGCCUAUUAAGUAUUAAGCGACAAGUGGGUUCGCUAUAAAUAGAACAGGUACAGCGACCUCGCCUCUCUCUUUUGUUUGCAAGCCUCUCACUUUGUCAAGUUAAUUGCGAGGACAACAAUAUUGUCAUUUCAUUUCAAUUACUUCAGUUUGAAGGAGGCACGUAUCUGUUGCAUAUAAUUUUCAAAAGCAGGCGAUUAGUCAUGGGGAUGGAGAUAACCGGGGUUAAGUGGCAAAUUUAGCCACCUUUUGUACUCGAGAUUUCAGGGUUCGGUGACAUAAAAGAAUCAACAUAACUGAGGAGAAAAUGCUAAGACAAAGAGGUCCGAGGUCGAGAUAAGGGGGUUGGACUGCAUUUGGAAGUAUAAUCUUUAUUAAAGAUAAUUCAAUGGAAAUUUCAGCAUUAAUGAAGUAAGAGUUGUGAUGCCACUGACCUAGGGUGGAUCAAUUUCUGAAAAUGUGAAAACAUUAGUACAAUCCAAAUAAAUUGGCUCUUAAUUUUAAGUACCCGGUAUUUUCAUUUUCAUAGUGCCUUGGUUCAGAAGGGAUAUUGCACUUGAAAGGCUUUGGCAUUUAUGAACACUAUGUUAAAUGUAACGCAUGCUUAAAUACCUUAAGAUUUCAGUAGCGAUUGAGUUUGUAAAAAUUGUGUUUGAACUUUAUCCUAGAAUAGAAGUUCCCGUAAGUGAGUAUUAUGAAUUAGCACAGUUAUUUUCGUUUGACAUUUCCUGAAUGAAAUCAUUCUUAACAUGAAGUCAUUCUUAACAUGAUGUUGCAGCACAUUUUUCCCAUUGGAGCGAGAGGACUUGUGCACUGACAUGAUAGAGUUGUCAGGGAUCAACCCAGAGAAACGACCGUUUGAACUCUCUGUGGAAGACAUCAGGAGGUUUUGUGACGCAUAUGUUGAGAUCCUCAAAAGAGAACCAGAACUAUUUGAAUAUGACUUUAGAAGUCAGGCAUCUUCAAAGGAACGGAGGAAUAAAGGAAAUCUUAUCCAAAGUCUGGAAGAUCAAAUAGGAAAUUCUAACCAUUUUGAUGAUGAUGAAUCUUACCUGAAAGGUGUGGGAGUCAGGUAGCACACGCAACACCAACAAAGACCUCAUUUGUUAGAUAGUCUUGUUGGUUUAAGUAAAUCAGGUAGCACACACAACACCAACAAAGACCUCAUUUGUUAGAUAGUCUUGUUGGUUUAAGUAAAUCAGGUAGCACACACAACACCAACAAAGGCCUCAUUUGUUAGAUAGUCUUGUUGGUUUAAGUAAAUCAGGUAGCACACACAACACCAACAAAGGCCUCAGUUGUGACACAGUAUUUUCAGUUUAAAUAAUGCUUUCCAUAGCUGCCAGAUUGUGUGAUCUGAACAUAUGAAAUUUUCAAAUUUUCACUUCGGAAAUCACUGGGUCCCUUUAAAAAUGACAAAGAUAUUUGUUAGGAUAUUUAUGUACAUUUUUCUUCUUCCAUUAAUUUUGUCAAGAUUUCAUUUACCAUGCAAAAAG
Molecule: messenger RNA, 5523 nt
Organism: Lymnaea stagnalis (great pond snail)
Lineage: Eukaryota; Metazoa; Mollusca; Gastropoda; Lymnaeidae
Source: the annotation of a GenBank genome assembly